Chara braunii is the source of this 2398-nucleotide messenger RNA. Lineage: Eukaryota; Viridiplantae; Streptophyta; Charophyceae; Charales; Characeae. The record is from the annotation of a GenBank genome assembly.
GCACGUACCGUUCCAUCUAUAUAACCGCUGCGAUUGUUGUGUGGGCUCGACCGUCUCACUGUGUGUCGUGAAGCGGGUGUGUCAGCAUUGCAAAGCUUUCUUCAGGCAGCGUGGAGAUCCUUUGUCGAACGAGGGUAAGCCUUCUGCUGCACCGCUGCUUGUGUGUUUGCUGUGUGUGUGUGUGUGUGUGUGUGUGUGUGUGCAUACGUCCUCUCACUCCCUGACCGCCGGGGUUUCGUGCCGUUCUUUCUUUAAUAGAAGAACCUGAUCUUGAACCAUACGCACGUUGCUCGCUGGCUCUCUGCGGCUGUUUUGGCGUCGUCACCAGUCCGGCAGGUGCGCGGACGAAGGUAGCCGCCAAAGAAGACGGGAAGAUGGUGAAGGUUGGGAUCAAUGGCUUCGGCCGAAUUGGAAGGCUUGUCCUGCGGGCUGCUCUGCUCAACCACCCCGGAAUAGAGGUGGUUGCGGUGAACGACCCCUUCAUCGACACCAAGUACAUGGUGUAUAUGUUCAAAUACGAUUCCGUGCACGGUAAGUUCAAGGGCGAGAUCUCGGCCAAGGAUGACAAAACUCUGCUCAUCAAUGGCAAGGAAGUUGCCGUGUACGGGGCGAAAGACGCCGCGGCCAUCCCCUGGUCGGAGACCGGGGUCGAGAUAGUUGUCGAGUCCACCGGAGUGUUCACUGACAAGGACAAGGCGGCGGCGCAUCUCAAGGGCGGCGCCAAGAAGGUGAUCAUCUCCGCGCCGUCGAAAGACGCCCCCAUGUUUGUGGUUGGCGUCAAUGAAAACAAAUAUACGGCGGACCUGAAAAUCGUCUCCAACGCCAGCUGCACGACCAACUGCCUCGCGCCGCUGGCUAAGGUCAUUAACGACAACUUCGGCAUCGUCGAGGGGUUGAUGACCACUGUGCAUUCGCUGACGGCGACGCAGAAGACCGUCGAUGGGCCGUCUGUUCAUACCAAUUUUCCUGUUGCAAAAGGUGGAGGCAAGAAACACGAUGGCGGUCGCACCAUGCUGAUCACAAAGGCUAACCUCGCUUAGCCUACUUAAAAAAAAAAAAAUCGAAAUAACGACAGAAGGUGGGACCGACUCCAAUUCUAUAUCCGCACGAUGAGUAGCAUCACUACUGCCAUCAAACGUGAUUAUAUACGAUUGAUUCCGGACACUGUGUUUCAUGCUGCGACUACUACCAAAGCAGCUGUUGUCUUCACAGAGAGUACGGGUUUACCCCCCAUAAAAAGAGUCAGGAAACAUCGCGCUAGUUAUCGCAUCGUAAUAUGAAUGAUCUCAAGAGACAGGCAUGUGGAAUCAUCAGCUCCAAAAGAAACCGAGUAAACAUUAAAAAGUUUACUGAAAGUAAGAGUAGCCGUAUCAACUUCAAAAAAAAAAGAGAAAAAUAAAAAAACGUAUCCUCUUCACUUAAAAGCCACAUGCGGUUCGUCAGACCAAGCAGAUUUCUGAUUAACCAUGACGAUGACGAUUUACGGUUAGCAUCACACGGUCACGAACAAAAGAGACCAACUCAGGGCAUACUCACACUGCCACCUUUUCACUUAUUUCUGGAUGGAAUUGCGGCCAGAUGCACAUAAGUCCGGGCGUAAAUGGGUCAGCUACAUUUAAGAUACUGGUAGUGUGAGUACGCCCUCAAUGUGCACAAAGACAUGUCCUUCGGGAUUCAAGGAAGCAUGAAUCACAAAACACUUCGCGCAUUCUUGCUUGUUUGCGGUGAUGCAGAGCGAGCGCUAGGAAAUUGAGAAAUUUCCUGUCUUACGUUUUUUUUCCAGAAACUCCCUUAAAGUCGUGCUUCGAUGUCAAUUGCCACCGACCGCAUGUCAGGAGGGAAAACAAGAGGCAUCAAUCAAGACAAGACGCUCUUACGAGACCAGCAAAGUGCCCUCACUUCCUUCACUCCGUGACAUUCGAGAGAGGCUGCUUCUUCUCUCUCUCUCCCUCUCUCUCUCUCUCUCUCUCUCUCUCUCUCUCUCUCUCUCUCUCUCUCUCUCUCUCUCUCUCUGUGUAUAUAUGUAUGUAUAUAUAUAUAUAUAUUGUCACAUUGUGAAUCAGAGCGCAAAAAAGGGAAAAGAAAAAAGGAAAAGGAAUAUAUAAAUAACACAUGUGACGCACAUUUUGCAAUGCAAUAGGAAUCCAAGCAAAGAUUGUCCAUCCGUCUGUCUCCCUCUCUAUCUCUCAAACACACAGAGACACACACAUACACAAAUAGGAAUCGAAAUAAAGAACCGUCCGUCUGUCCCUCUUUCUCUCUCUCUCAAACACACACACACACACACACACACACACACACACAAACGCACACACGCACACACACACACGCACACACGCACACACGCACACAGACAAACACACGCACACACAUUUUGCAAUGAAAUCGGAAUCAAAAU